Messenger RNA from Plasmodium vinckei vinckei, 984 nucleotides. RefSeq names its product conserved Plasmodium protein, unknown function. The record is from RefSeq and is a predicted model, not a curated record. The coding region runs from base 1 to 984 and encodes 327 amino acids. NCBI's taxonomy places the organism in Eukaryota, Apicomplexa, Aconoidasida, Haemosporida, Plasmodiidae. The transcript has a single exon.
AUGAACGCCAACCUUGAAAUGAAUAACAGCCUCGAAAUUAACAGCAUUAACAAUGAUAUAAAUAAAAAUUAUUUUUUUUCAAACUUUCAAAAUGAAACAAAUAAUUGUGGUGGAUGGGAUGGUGUAAUAUAUGUUAAUGAAAAACAGUAUGAUCGAAUAUUAAAAAGAAGAAUGAAUAAAAUAAAACAAGAAAUGGAAAAAAAUAAAAAAAUUAGUGCCUAUAUUAAUAUUCAAAAAAAAGUUACAUUUCCAAAUAAUGCAAUCAUUACUAAUACUCGAAAUAGUGGGUCUAUUGAAAAUAUAAACAAAGUCAACCAAAUUAACAAUAUAAAUCAUUCUAACACUGCAGGAAAAAUAGUAAACACAAAUGGGCAUAAUAAUAUGAAUAGAUUUGUAAAUAACAAUGAGCAAUAUAACAAUGGUAGUAGUCCCUUAUAUCAAUUUGAUGGAAAUAAUGAUGACUCAAAAUAUAACUCAACACAAUAUAAUAAAAAUAAUGGCAAUAAUAAUUAUGCACAAAUCUAUGAAAAUGUAAAAUAUGGUUCUUAUAUGAAAAAUUCAAAAAAUAGUGAAAAAAAAAAUAGUGGUAAUGGAUAUAAUGACACAGAUAAUGGAUAUUUAAACAAUUAUAAUGGAAUGUAUAAUUCUAAUGUAAAUUCAAAUGGAAAUUCGUCUGAUGAUUAUAAAAAAUAUAUGAAUGCAUACGAUAUCAACAAUGGGAAUAAUGUAAAUAAUAUCGAACUAGCCAAUAACCAACUUGUUAAUAACUAUAAUGAAACAUAUCAUGAAAUAAAUAACAUAAACAAAUAUAAUAAUGUGUCAAAUAUGGGUACAUUAAAUAAUAUAGAAAAUACUAAUAAAUUAGAUAAACUGAUAAUUAUGACAAACAACCAAAAUAUUAUGCAUACAGAUAACAUAAAUCAUUUUAAUAAUUUUUCUGUCCCUAUGAAUAGAAAUUAUCAAUAUACAUCCUAUGAUGAAUGA